UUUUUUUUUCAAAUGUUACCAUGUGUGGCAGUCAAUCACAAACAAUAACUUCUGAUCCGAUUUACGACAAUACACUUAUUGAAGAGUUUGAUGACGACUGGUAUGACUCUCUCUGUGAUGCGCAUUGUCACUUACAUGAUGAUCAGCAACUUGUCAAUGAUAUCCCAAUAGUACGUACUGGUCAUUUGACUUUGAUGGGUGUACGAUUGGACGAUUGGACUUGUGUGGAGGAAGUGACGGCAGCAUGCAACAAUAAGAAGAAACAAAAGGCAGUUCCAUGUUUUGGCAUUCAUCCUUGGUAUACCUAUCGACUAGAGACAGAGGAUAAGAAGAGAACAGAUGAUCAUUAUCAAAGCAUUCUAGAAGGACCUGAUGAUACUGAAAAACAAGAACUCAUCUCACAUUUGCCACCACCCACACCUUUUGAAGAAUGGUAUCAUCAACUCAAACAACAUUUAUUACGGCAUCCUACGGCUUUAUUAGGCGAAGUUGGACUGGAUAGGGCGGCACGAUUACUCCCCAAAGGCGCGAUUGAAUGGCACGGUGUCAAACCAACGAACGUUAUCUGUCAUAUUGAUCAUCAAUACGCUAUUUUGCAACAACAAAUACAGUUAGCUGUGGAUCUGGAUCGAGCAGUUAGUAUUCAUUGUGUACAAAGCCAAGGACAUCUAUUGAAAUUACUACAAUGGACCGGACGGUAUAUCAAACAAGGAAGCAAAUCAACAGAAUUACGUGUAUGUUUACAUUCAUUUGGCGGAAAAGCAGCAAGUUUGAAUCAAUUUUUAAAAUUACCUCACAUCGUUGUCUAUGUUUCUUUUUCUAUAGCCAUCAAUGCAAGAUUGGGGUGGUCCAAGCUCUCUCAACUUAUUCAAACUAUCCCUGACGAUCAUUUACUCAUUGAAUCUGAUUAUAAUACCCCUCAAGGUGUGGAUCAAGCUAUGGUGCAUAUAGCUUCUUUGGUUGCACGUGCAAAAAAUUGGUCUCUCCAUGAUACUGUGCUUCGAACUGAACGGAACUGGCUCCGAUUUACUGGUUUGGAUGUAUAUAAUAAAUGAUGUAGUUAGAAUAAAUUAGACUAGUGUUUAUCGUAUUUAAUUGAAUAUUGAUAUCUCCUUUUUUUUCCAAUAUUGAUGAUGAUGAUUUGAUUUUAUUAUUUGUAAAUAAAUAAAUAAG
This is a messenger RNA of Halteromyces radiatus, 1173 nucleotides long. RefSeq names its product TatD family. The record is from RefSeq and is a predicted model, not a curated record. The transcript has a single exon. Gene Ontology annotation, molecular function: hydrolase activity, acting on ester bonds. Lineage: Eukaryota; Fungi; Mucoromycota; Mucoromycetes; Mucorales; Cunninghamellaceae. The coding region runs from base 21 to 1055 and encodes 344 amino acids.